This is a messenger RNA of Aspergillus glaucus CBS 516.65, 570 nucleotides long. RefSeq names its product ribonuclease P Rpr2/Rpp21/SNM1 subunit. Gene Ontology annotation, biological process: tRNA processing. Lineage: Eukaryota; Fungi; Ascomycota; Eurotiomycetes; Eurotiales; Aspergillaceae. The transcript has a single exon. The annotation marks the transcript as partial. The record is from RefSeq and is a predicted model, not a curated record. Gene Ontology annotation, cellular component: nucleolar ribonuclease P complex.
GCAAAGGGAAAGGGGAAAAAUGUUAAUAGCCACUUACGCGCGAGACUGGAUUACCUGCACAAAGCCGCCGCCUAUCUCCACUCCACAACGAUAGCCUCUAAACAGCAGCAGACCCAGCAGAGCAACACUGAAAACAAUGCUAGUGAUGAAAAGCGCGAGGUUGAAACCGGCUCAACCCGGACCGUGCCGCAAAUCUUGAGCCCUGGUGCUACUGCUGUUGCUGUUGAAAAGGCAUCCGGUAGCGUCAACCAAAAACAGGAGCCGACCCUUGAGCGUCUACCCAAUCUAUCCAGAGCUUAUAUCUCACAGCUCCGCGGAAUAUCAUUGAAGACACAGCUUCGGCUACCUCAGGAAGUGAAGCGGUCAUUCUGCAAGCGGUGUGAUACUUUACUUGUGCCUGGGGUCAGCUGCAUGCAAGAGAUCAGGAACACGAGUCGCGAAGGCAAGAAACCAUGGGCUGAUGUUCGGGUCGUGCGUUGCACAACAUGUGGUACAGAGAAACGAUAUCCUCAGGCGGAAAAGCGGAGCAAGAAGCUUGCCGAACGGAAGAAAGAAAAGGAACAGAAGGAA